This is a messenger RNA of Lytechinus variegatus (green sea urchin), 1340 nucleotides long. RefSeq names its product peptidyl-prolyl cis-trans isomerase H-like (gene ppih). Gene Ontology annotation, molecular function: peptidyl-prolyl cis-trans isomerase activity. NCBI's taxonomy places the organism in Eukaryota, Metazoa, Echinodermata, Echinoidea, Temnopleuroida, Toxopneustidae. Gene Ontology annotation, cellular component: intracellular membrane-bounded organelle. The record is from RefSeq and is a predicted model, not a curated record. Bases 101 to 634 code for a protein of 177 amino acids. The transcript is spliced from 6 exons. Gene Ontology annotation, biological process: protein peptidyl-prolyl isomerization; protein folding.
UGACCUAGCCUGCAUACGUCUUUCGAUUCGAGCUGUUUGCUUCGCUGCCUUCUCCUUUAAUCACGUUUCUCUGGCUUAAGAUUGCCCUAAAAAGCUUGCAAUGACGACGGGAGUUUCAAACCCAACCAACCCUAUUGUUUUCUUUGACAUAACGAUAGGAGGGCAGGAUGUAGGCCGAAUGAAGAUGGAAUUAUUUGCUGAUAUAGUACCAAGAACAGCAGAAAACUUCAGACAACUUUGUACAGGAGAAUUUAAGAAAAAUGGCAUGCCGACAGGAUACAAAGGAGCCACGUUUCACAGAGUCAUCAAAGAUUUCAUGAUCCAAGGAGGGGAUUUUAUUAAGGGGGAUGGCUCAGGUUCUCUCAGCAUCUACGGAGCUAACUUCGUGGAUGAAAACUUCAAAUUAAAGCAUGAUGCACCAGGAUUACUAUCAAUGGCUAACUCUGGACCAGGUACCAACGGUUGUCAAUUCUUUGUGACGUGCGCGAAGUGUGAUUUCUUAGACGGCAAGCACGUCGUCUUUGGCAAGGUGAUCGAUGGACUUCUUGUCAUGAGAAAAAUUGAGAACGUACCCACUGGAGCUAAUAACAGACCCAAGAUACCCGUCCUGAUUUCGCAGUGUGGAGAAAUGUGAUGACGAUCCACUACUCAUUGCAAAGACUAUCAUUUGACUGACGAUGCUGGUCCAACAUAUCAGGAACUGGGGAGUGUUUCAUUAAAAACACUUGUUGGAUCUGACAACUUUCCUUGAUUUUAAUUGGCCAAGAAGCACUGUUCCUAUGGAGACAAGUGUGACACGUCCUUUCAUGCAAUGCUCCCCAGGUUAGCAUCUUGUAUACUCAAUGCUUUGUGAACAGUGGCAUAGCUGGCAAGUGAUGUGGAUCAGGCCCAGUGGCUUCAUCGCAUACUCCUAGUCAAAGAACGUCAACAUCGAAAGUGUUUCUGAAGUCAUUGUCUCAGAGAGUAGUGUCUCCAAGGAUACGAUGAUCAUAUCUGCGAUGUCACUUUCUCCGAUGUCAGGAUGCCCAAUAUUGUUGACUUCAUGUCUUUGUUUCCAACACUAUUUUCUAGACUGUGGACUUUGGCAUCUGAUUGGUCAUAUAUUUACUUAUCGACCCAUUCUAGGGCCGGUAUUCAAUUUCCUACACUAAUACACUGAGCUCUGCAGAAUUACUAGUAUAUUAAAUAGCAAGUAGUGAAUUAAAGGGAUACUCCGGGCUUAAGAAAUAUGUCAAUAAAUAGAGUAAAAUUACCAAAGUAAAAUGCUGAGAAUUAGAUCAAAAUCGGAUAUCAAAUAACAAAGUUAUUAAAUUUCAAAGAUUGGCAUUAUUCUGGUGAAA